GGACUGCAGCCUGGAGGGCGGCCGUCUGCCCGGAGCACCCGCUGAUGUGGAGUAGUUACGACCCGAGCUCGUUCGCCGAAUCCAGCGAUGAGAAAAGAAAACGAAUUCAAAAAGAAAAAGCAGCAAAAACUAUUCAGAAUGCGUGGUGGAUUCAUGUAAAGACAAGGUUGUUCAAGCUCCUGAAACAUACAAUUCGUGCAGCGGAGCAUUGUAUUAGUUAUGAUAUUUUGAAAAGAGUGAGUCCUUUGGAGGCUGAACUUCUUAAGGAUCCUAGUAUUCUAUGCAAAGUCCGAUUCAGAUUUGCUGGGACCAACUUUCCUCCUUUUAUUGUGUUCAAGAUAUUUUGCAUCUCAGGGGGCCAAGGCAGCAAAUACCUCAGUGGGAAAACAAUAAUAACAUCACGAAGUGAGGCAGCUUCUGACGCUUGCAGAUUAAUGGGACAUCGGAAGUAUUAUAAGCAGAUAUUACAGGAUGAGCUUCAGUAUAAAAGAUACGGAGUAACUGAUGAGAUAGAUGUUGCUACAGUAAAGGACUACAUGCAAUAUAGCAGUCACUUGGAUGAGACUCCAGCAUACUUUGGUGGCAGGCAUAACUACUGGAGAAGACUAUCACUUGAAAAUUUUCCCAGGACAAUGAUAAUGUAUGACAUCAUGGAGUAUGCACAAUCGGGGAAAAUGUCUGCCAGACUGAGGUGUGAACUUCCAUUUCUGCUGCUGAGACCAGAGAAUGAAGAGACGUACCACGCUCAACUCAUGGCCGUUUGUCAAAUCAGAUUUGUAACACCACAUCCUGCAAUGGCCAGCCCACUGGGAUUAGACCGACGGUCAGCAACCACAUCUGAGCGUUGCUCUUAUCAAGCUCGGCAGAAGAUUGCAAAAAUGAGGAAGGCUUAUAAACUCAAUAAAGAAAAAAAGGAACAGAAGCUGGAUAUUUCAACUCCUUUAACAGGUCAUCAAGAAGCUAAAAUUCCAUUACAGGAAGGCACAGUUAACCAAACUCUAUUUGUGGAGGAAGAAUGGGAGAAAGAGGCAGCAAAGCUUUUUGCCUGGUCUAAAUCACUGGGUGAAGAUACUGGAGAUGACUAAAUGUGUUUUUUUAAUGAAAAAGUUCCCCAUUUGAAAUUACACAGGGGCUACUGUAGUAGAAAAGCAGAUAAAAUUGCCCUUAUGCAGUUAUCUUGGCCACAAUGCAAACAGAGUCCUGACAGAACAUAAAUGCAAUAUACUCCAAAGGGGGAAAGGGCUUAAACUGGUAUCCACUGAACUCAGUAGAAAGAUGCAUUCUCCUUAAUAUGACAGACUACAACCGUAGUUUUUCUAUUUUAAAAUGCUGUAAUGAUAUAAUACUCUGUGCUGUGAAAUAAUUCUAUAAAACCUUAGAUCAAUAAUGGUCAAAAGCUAUGCACUUUUAAAUGACAAGUUCUAAUGGGAAACAGUGAAGUACAUCCUUCAAUCUCUUCAAUUAAAACCAGUAUGCCUAGUAAGGGCUUAACUUUGGCUAGAUUUUGUCCAGUUGUCUAAUGUUAGCAUUUCAUCUUUUCCCAGUUAGACCAACAUGGUUUGUGUAUAGUAAACCUAAACCAUAAGGCAAAAUAUAAUAAAGAUUAAAAAUAUUUUAUUUA
Messenger RNA from Eublepharis macularius, 1621 nucleotides. It is a transcript of the gene C3HXorf58, whose product is annotated as chromosome 3 CXorf58 homolog. The transcript is spliced from 8 exons. NCBI's taxonomy places the organism in Eukaryota, Metazoa, Chordata, Lepidosauria, Squamata, Eublepharidae. The coding region runs from base 45 to 1085 and encodes 346 amino acids. The record is from RefSeq and is a predicted model, not a curated record.